Seminavis robusta is the source of this 848-nucleotide messenger RNA. NCBI's taxonomy places the organism in Eukaryota, Bacillariophyta, Bacillariophyceae, Naviculales, Naviculaceae. The record is from the annotation of a GenBank genome assembly.
CCCAGGUCUUCCGAAUGGCUUUUGAUGAAAUCCUACUCCACAUUUCUCAUAAAGUAACACGACGAGCUCAGCAUGUUCAGCCCCAAGUCAGAAGGAACAACAACCCCCUCCAUGUUCAAACCUUUCAAGAGGCUGUUGUGUCGAAAGAAAACCAAGAGUUUUGGCAGUGAUGCAACAGCGAGCGAAAGUGAGGCUUAUUUGCCGACCAGCACAAGUGAGCAUUGCCGGACUUCACCCAAGGCCAAGAGUUGGAAGAUUGGUGCCGCCAGAACAAGCGAAAGCAACACUUGUUUGUUGACCAGCACAAGUGAGCAUUGCAGGACUUCAACCAAGACCCAAAGCUGGAAGAUUGAUGUUGCCAGGGCCUUUAUAGAGAAUUGGAAUGAGCAUGAUAUGAAUGGUGCUGAAGAGCUGAUCACAAAGGAUUUUGUUUCUGUCUUUUCAGGGGCUGACAACGCACCAGUAGAGAUGGAAUACGAUGACAUGGUGGCUGAAUUCACGAAUUUAUUUGAAGCCUUUCCUGACUUCAAAUUUCAGUAUGAUUCCAUCAAGGAGUGUCUGGCCAAUGAUGUGGUGGUCUUGAGCAAUCUGGUUUCUAGUGGUCAUCACACAGCCAAGCCAUAUGCCUUUGGUCCAUGUCCGCCCAUUGAGCCAUCUGGAAAAUAUGUACGAAACUCACCAGAAACAUACUACUUCCACUUCAGGGAUGCAACGAUAUGCAAGCUAGUGGUGGAGGCAGAAGGUGAAAUGACAGGACCUCCGGGCAUCUAUACUCAGCUUGGCGGUUUUCCUCUCAUGUAGCUACUAGUAACUUCAAUAUUAAAAUACCAUGAGCACCGAAGCCCACU